CACAUGUGUGAUUCAAGACACCACCAUUGACGCAGGACCCUUCCCGAUGUCUCCUUCAUAAAGGUUUUGCUCCUACAUACUCUUCCAAGAUUGUCUCGCCCGUACCAUGAGCAAUAAGAUCAGCAUGAAAGUUCAAUUUGGUACUUGGAGGUACCUAGCUUCAUUGCGUCGUGGUUAUCGGGCUGCGUUUGCUGGUUGGCAAUUCUCUCUUUCACUUUGUGUCAAAGAUUUUCCAGGUGUUUCCAUCCUUGUCCUUCCGACUCUCAACAGCGCCUUGUAUAUGAUCUGUAUGCGUGGUCUUUCCUACCAUGCAAAAGAGCUGGCUCGAUUAUUCAACGGAACCUGCUGGGUUGGUCGGUGUUGUGCGCACUUCUAGCUCGAGUUUGUUCAUCCAGUGUGAGAACACAGCCUUUGUUUCCUGGUGGC
Messenger RNA from Parastagonospora nodorum SN15, 426 nucleotides. RefSeq lists its product as hypothetical. The coding region runs from base 107 to 376 and encodes 89 amino acids. The record is from RefSeq and is a predicted model, not a curated record. The transcript has 2 exons. NCBI's taxonomy places the organism in Eukaryota, Fungi, Ascomycota, Dothideomycetes, Pleosporales, Phaeosphaeriaceae.